Messenger RNA from Orycteropus afer afer, 2741 nucleotides. NCBI's taxonomy places the organism in Eukaryota, Metazoa, Chordata, Mammalia, Tubulidentata, Orycteropodidae. The record is from RefSeq and is a predicted model, not a curated record.
CCUCCUCCUCCUCGGGACCAUUAAAGCCAAUGAGCCGCGCGCUUCUGCCUAGAGCAGCCAACUAAAUCGGUUUGGAUGAUUCGCGACCUGAGCAAGAUGUAUCCGCAGACCAGACACCCGGCACCGCAUCAGCCUGCUCAACCCUUUAAAUUUACAAUUUCCGAGUCCUGUGAUCGGAUUAAGGAAGAGUUUCAGUUUUUACAAGCUCAAUACCACAGCCUGAAGCUGGAAUGUGAGAAACUCGCCAGUGAGAAGACAGAGAUGCAGCGGCAUUAUGUCAUGUAUUAUGAAAUGUCCUAUGGGCUGAAUAUAGAAAUGCAUAAACAGGCAGAGAUCGUCAAGAGGCUGAAUGCUAUCUGUGCACAAGUCAUUCCUUUCCUGUCCCAAGAGCACCAGCAACAAGUGGUGCAGGCUGUGGAACGGGCCAAGCAGGUGACCAUGGCAGAGCUGAACGCCAUCAUUGGGCAACAACUCCAGGCCCAGCAUUUAUCACAUGGACACGGUCUGCCAGUGCCUCUGACUCCACAUCCUUCGGGGCUUCAGCCACCUGCCAUUCCACCCAUCGGUAGCAGUGCUGGGCUUCUGGCCCUCUCCAGUGCCCUGGGAGGGCAGUCUCACCUUCCAAUUAAAGAUGAGAAGAAACACCAUGACAAUGAUCACCAAAGAGACAGAGACUCCAUCAAGAGCUCUUCAGUAUCCCCAUCAGCCAGCUUCCGAGGCGCUGAGAAGCACCGAAACUCCACAGACUAUUCCUCUGACAGCAAAAAGCAGAAAACUGAAGAAAAAGAAAUCGCAGCACGUUAUGACAGCGAUGGUGAGAAGAGUGAUGACAACUUGGUAGUUGAUGUUUCCAAUGAGGACCCAUCUUCCCCUCGAGGGAGCCCAGCACAUUCCCCAAGAGAGAAUGGCCUGGACAAGACACGUCUGCUCAAGAAAGAUGCCCCGAUUAGUCCAGCUUCAAUUGCAUCUUCCAGCAGUACCCCUUCCUCCAAAUCCAAAGAACUUAGCCUUAAUGAAAAAUCUACUACUCCUGUAUCAAAGUCCAGUACCCCUACUCCACGAACUGAUGCACCAACCCCGGGCAGUAAUUCCACCCCUGGGCUGAGGCCUGUACCAGGAAAGCCACCAGGAGUUGACCCGUUGGCCUCAAGCCUGAGGACCCCCAUGGCAGUACCAUGUCCAUACCCAACGCCGUUUGGGAUUGUGCCACAUGCUGGGAUGAACGGGGAGCUGACCAGCCCUGGGGCUGCCUAUGCUGGGCUGCACAACAUCUCCCCGCAGAUGAGUGCCGCUGCGGCCGCUGCAGCUGCCGCUGCUGCAUAUGGGAGAUCACCCGUGGUUGGAUUUGACCCACACCAUCACAUGCGUGUGCCAGCGAUACCUCCAAACCUGACAGGCAUUCCAGGAGGAAAACCAGCAUAUUCCUUCCAUGUUAGUGCAGAUGGUCAGAUGCAGCCUGUUCCCUUCCCCCCUGACGCCCUCAUUGGACCUGGAAUCCCCCGACACGCUCGCCAGAUCAACACCCUGAACCACGGGGAGGUGGUAUGUGCCGUGACCAUCAGCAACCCCACGCGGCACGUGUACACGGGUGGGAAGGGCUGCGUCAAGGUCUGGGACAUCAGUCACCCUGGCAACAAGAGUCCUGUCUCUCAGCUUGACUGCUUGAACAGGGAUAACUACAUCCGUUCCUGCAGAUUGCUCCCUGAUGGGCGCACCCUGAUUGUUGGAGGGGAAGCCAGUACUCUGUCCAUUUGGGACCUGGCAGCUCCGACUCCCCGGAUCAAGGCAGAGUUGACGUCCUCAGCUCCCGCCUGCUACGCCCUGGCCAUCAGCCCGGACUCCAAGGUCUGCUUCUCCUGCUGCAGCGACGGCAACAUCGCGGUGUGGGACCUGCACAACCAGACGCUGGUGAGGCAAUUCCAGGGCCACACAGACGGAGCCAGCUGUAUUGACAUUUCUAACGAUGGCACCAAGCUCUGGACGGGCGGUUUGGACAACACGGUCAGAUCCUGGGACCUGCGUGAGGGGCGGCAGCUGCAGCAGCACGACUUCACGUCCCAGAUCUUCUCUCUGGGCUACUGCCCAACCGGAGAAUGGCUUGCGGUGGGGAUGGAAAACAGUAAUGUGGAAGUGCUACAUGUCACCAAGCCCGAUAAAUACCAGUUACAUCUUCACGAGAGCUGUGUGCUGUCGCUCAAGUUUGCCCACUGUGGCAAGUGGUUCGUAAGCACUGGAAAGGACAACCUUCUGAAUGCCUGGAGGACACCUUAUGGGGCCAGCAUAUUCCAGUCCAAAGAAUCCUCAUCGGUGCUUAGCUGUGACAUCUCUGUGGAUGACAAGUACAUUGUCACUGGCUCUGGGGAUAAGAAGGCCACGGUUUAUGAAGUUAUUUAUUAAGGACAAAUCUUCAUGCGAACUGGACUCCUCCUUGUAGCACUUUGCUCUGUCAUCCUUUUUUUCCCUCCCUUACCUAAAACCGCGGAUUCCAAAUACUCAUUGCAGUUGUGGAAUUUUAUCUUCUUCCUUAACCCCACUUCCUAUUUGCUAUUGAAUUGUGAAUACUCAUUAAGAACCUGUGAUACCAAAUCUUUCAGAUAUCUACUUGGAAGAACAUGGGAUAGGCAUACUUAACAGUGAAUGGAAUCUUUAAUUAUGUAUUAUACCUGUAAUAUAUUUAUUUUGUUUAAAGAAGGCUUUCUAACAAUGACUGACUAAAUAAAGCUGUCUGCUCCUGCAUUGAU